Messenger RNA from Effrenium voratum, 4598 nucleotides. NCBI's taxonomy places the organism in Eukaryota, Dinophyceae, Suessiales, Symbiodiniaceae. The record is from the annotation of a GenBank genome assembly.
GAGGCUUUGCAGCUUUUGAAAUCUUGAUUGACGAAACCUCCCACAAUGCCGUCCUUCCCGCUGACGCUAAGUGUCGCUCUGGGCCGUCUGGUGGCAUCACGUUCCCUUUGCCCCUCCUCUUGCACAGCGACGUUGGACGGGUCUUCUUUUCCCUGCCGCUAUCAUGGCAACAACUGCAUGGUCAGCGUAAGCCCAAGUGCAGCCCGGUCCUCUGCUGAGGACAUCAAUGUGGCGGUGAUCAAUCCCUACGUCGGUGGCCUCGGAGAUCUCAUGACUAUGGUGGAGCCCUCCAUCGCACAAGCGUUACAGGACAUCGAGGAGAGCAACUUCCUCCCGGGCUACCGCCUCAACGGCUACGUCGUGGACUCCAAGUGCAGCGUGCCGGAUGCCACAAGCGCCGCCAUCGCAGCGAUGACCACGGGCCCCGCGAAGCACGUGGUCUUCGGGGACUCCUGCAGCGCCGCCUGCGAAGCGGUGAACGACGCCCUGCGGCACUUCAACGUGAUGCAGGUUGGGCCUGGAUGCGUGUCGGUGAGCUUGAGCGACAGCACCCGAUUCCCAUACUUCACUCGGAUGGCUCCAUCCUUCCGAUUCAACGUGCAGACCGUUUACGAGAUCUUCAAGUUCUUGGGUUUUCGCCGAGUUGGCGUGGUUUACGGAUACAGGAGCAUCAACGUGCUGGCCAAGGAUCUCUUCCUGGAGCUGAUGUCGGGCGACAACAGCGCGGGAAGCUACUCCUGGACUCCUCUCUACACCCACCGGGUGGAGCUGCUGCAAGAUGCGCAAAGUGCCGUUGAAGAGGCUCGCCGGACGGAUGCCCGGAUCAACUUCAUGGCUCUCUAUGAAGCGGAGGGCUCCAUGGUUCUUUGCCAGUGCCACAAGAAGAACAUGCUGACUCCAGACUAUAACUGGUUUGUGGCUUCUGGCUGGUGGAAUCAGAAUUUCAUCCUUCUGACGGCGGACACUGAAAAGAGCCCCUGCUCCGUCUCCGAGUUGCAGCGGGCUGCCUACAGUCUCAUCGCCAUUGACCGAGGGCCCAUGCUGGAUACCUCGGAGCUUCACAGCUUGUCCGGCCGACCUUUGUCUGAGCUCUACGCAGAGUACACCGGCGCUUGCCAAGGUUUCGCCAACGGCAAGGGCGUGUGCAACCACCAGUUGGCCGGUUACUUCUACGAUGGCGUUUGGCUCAUAGCGUCCAUUCUGCAUACAUACCUUGUUGAGCAAAACAGGUCUAUCGCAGACUUGGGCACCGAGGAGUCACGGCAAGCCCUGUACGACCUCUCCUUGUCCACUGACUUCUACGGCCAGACCGGCCGUGUUCGCCAGUUCAACAGCGUGGGGCCGAAGACCGCGCCGCCCUCCCACGGGGACCGGGACGGCAUCGUGCUGCUGCGCCAGGCCACGGGCCCCGCGGAGGGCGCCUUUGUGAAGCUGGCCUUCCGCACCGAGGCCGGUUUCGACUUCCAGACAGACAUCAAGUGGAGCCCAGAUGACACCAGCCGGAUGGUCUCCUGCAGCGGUGCCUGUGAUUUGGCCAACGCCUGGGUGCCCGCUGACCGAACUGCCCAGUGCCCCGCGGGAAGGAUCUGGAUCAACGAGGAGGGCUGCGUGCAGUGCGCCGCGGGCUCCUUCGCCGCGCUGUCCGCGAGCAGCUGCCAGCCGUGCGCGGCGGGGAGCUUCAGCAACGCCAGCGGCGUCAGCGUGUGCCAUGGCUGUUCCCCUGGGAAGUAUCAGCCCUUUGCUGGGCAGACGGACUGUGAGGAGUGCAUUGAAGGCCACUACGAGGACCAGCCAGGCAGCACUUACUGCCCCAAGUGUGCAGAGGGCACCUACGCGGCAGACCAUGGCCUGACACAAUGCACAGCUUGCCCUGCGGGCCGCUCCAGCGACUUCGAGGGCGCCGCCUCGCCGGAGAUGUGCCUCUGCCCCGCGGGCCAGCGCCUGGAUGGCGCCCAGUGCCUGGAGUGCGGCGUGAAGGAGGUGUGCCUGGGUGGCAAGGUGGUGGGCUCCCGGCCGUCGCCGGAGGAAUGGAUCGCCGCAGUGGAGCUCGCCGCGAUCCUUCAGGCUCAGGGGGAGUCCAUGGCCAAGUACUUCUUGCUGAUCGCCAAGGGCAUCGAGCCCUCGGCCAACAAGGCUUUCAUGCUGGGUUUGAUGGACACUUACAACUCCAGCCUCACCGCUCUGCUGCAUGGGGACCCGCAGCUGAAGGUGCCGGCCGACCCCGGCGAAGAGGCGGCGGCAGCGGUUCAACAGGCCUUAGCACAGUGGCUGGCUUUUCGCGCCCUCCUCAACGAGAGUGUGGACACCGUGGUGCAGGGUGGCUUCGCCAACAGUGCGGUGGUGCAGGCGGUAGCCCGGUCGGCCGAGGACCUCUACGUAGCCGUGGAGGGGAUCUCCAGCAGCCUGAGAGUGGCGGCAGAGUCUGCGGGUGCCUAUCUGAGCGGAUUGCUGGUGGAGAUCGCCGCGCGGCAGCGCACGCUGAUCCAGCGCAUCUGCAAGGUAGCGUUGUUGGUGGCGCACAGUGUGAAUCUGGGGCAGUCCAGGGCGAUCUUGCAAGAAGUGUCCUCGCUCUACGAAGAGUCCAGGGAGGGGAUCGUCUUUGGCAUCCGCGUGGCAGGGGUGCCUGCACUGACGGAAAUGUGCACCAUGCGCCAGAUGCGGGAGGUGAGCUUUUACUACCAGCAGGUGAGGCCGUUUACUCGGGAGAUCCUGAACGCCCAGAGUAACUCUGAAGCCUCGCGCAUAGCUUCCGCGGUGGUGGCAAAUAUGUCCACUUUUGUCGACCCUCUCUACAGCGCCAUGGUGGAGGCCGUCAAGCUUUACGUCAACGACACCGGGUCUUGCAACCCCUUUGCAACCACCACCUUCGACGAGUGGUGGGCCUUGACCUUGGGCAUCUGCGACACCCGCAUCGGGCUGCAGAGCUCCCUGCGCUUCUUCAUGCAGAUCGCCAACGGGCUGGCAGUUCAAGAAAGCAAAGUGGAGCUUACGGUGGUUGUGUCUGCGCAGACACAACUUUUGCGAGACUUGGUGACGGGCAACAAGCUGGAUAACAUGCCGUCGCCGGUGACCCAAGAGAUGCUGAACCAGCUGAUCGAAGCGCGGGCGGGAUGGUCGGCCUUGAUGGAGGGCUUGGAGGAAGCCAUCCAGCUGGACGAGCUUCCGCAGGUGGAUGUCUUCCGGGGCAUCAUCUUGGGCAACGCCCAAUUUUCUCGGCUGAUGAAUGCCAUGGAGCUUCUGGUGCAGGCCGUCGGCACUGCUGGGUCUCUGGUUGAGACCCGCAUCCUUGACCUCACCCAUCGCCAGCAGCACCGGCUUCAUCAGAUCCCCGUGAAGGCCUACCAGAUUCUCCUCGGAUAUGAGGUGGACACCAGCUGGCAAGAGCUGAAUGCCAGCAUCGCGGACUACCGCUUGGCGCAGCGCCAGAUGGUCCUCGGAGCCCCGGCCAGCGGCAACAUCAAAGAGCUUGUGCCGGUGACCAACAUCUGCGUUGUACGUAUGUUUGCCGCCGCCUUCUCUGUCUAUCAUCGGAUUGAGGAGGCUUGCUACGACCUGGCGCGGGGCAACCGCGCGCGGGUGAACGACAUAAAUGUCUUCGUGCCGGCGGCACUGGCCGAGAUGGAGCUCGCGUCACAUGCGCUGGAGCAUUUCUACGACGGCCGCCAAGAGGCCGUCUGCGAGAAUCUCACCUUGAGCGUGGACGAGUGGAGCAAGCUGAUGGCUGCGACCAUGUCGCUGGGCGGCCUCAGCCAGGACGUGAUCACCGCUUUCACGCUGGCCUCGGAGGUCCAAGGCCCCUCAGAGCAGCAGGGCGUCACAGCAGCGCUGGAGGAGCUGACGGCGGCCAUGGAGCGAUUAGUCAUGGGCUACCCGAGUUCCCACGUUCCCACGCAGCCCACACAGAAGCUGUUCAACCAGGUCCUCCAGGUGCUUCUGCCGGCGAAGGAGGCCCUGCACGACGCCGUUUCGCAGCUGACGGUUUCGCAGGCGAUGGCUCGGGCCAACGCUUUGCUGGAGACGACCAAGACCUUGGCGGCCACCUACCGGGCCGAAGGGCAGCGGAGCGACGGCCUGUGGCAGGGGCUCCGGGUCGAGAAGUUGAUGUGGCAGUCCGUGCUGGCCAAGAAGCUCUUGAAGGAGGCAACGCUGACCAGGUACAGUGUGACCGUUUCCACGAGCGCGACGGUCUUAGAGUUUGAGACCGCGCUCGCGCAUUUGAAGGAUGGAGGUGGGGGCAUUGAGCCCAUCAUCCCGGAGCGGAAGGAGCUGUUAGAUCAGUGGGAGUUGGUGAAUGGUGCCUGGACCAGAUUCAAGUCGGCGAGCGAGAAGAUGGAUGCGUCGAUGGACCCGGCUCUGGAGGAGCUGUUGAUCCAACUGGAGGCGGCUAUUCCCUUGUUCGCGGUACAGGACAUCAAGUCCGAGACGACAGUGCCUUGGGUAUUCUAUGUAGCAUACUGCGUCUUGGGGCUGGUGUUACUCUCCUGCUCCUGCGUCGCCUGCUACUUGGCCAGGACUGCGCUGCGCAAGAAGGCAGCGCAUGGUGGGCCUGCAGUCUAGCCGCGUGUGUGCUGACAUGACAGCCCACCCUUUUUUCUGGG